This is a messenger RNA of Phytophthora sojae, 1569 nucleotides long. RefSeq lists its product as hypothetical. The transcript has a single exon. Bases 1 to 1569 code for a protein of 522 amino acids. The record is from RefSeq and is a predicted model, not a curated record. Lineage: Eukaryota; Oomycota; Peronosporomycetes; Peronosporales; Peronosporaceae. Gene Ontology annotation, molecular function: phosphatidylinositol binding.
AUGGCCUACCUGACCAUGACGCCCGACGACAUCCAGGGCGACUACACGUGCGACGUGCGCGUGGAGGACUACCGCCUGAGCAGCAAGAAGGCCGAGUACAAGGUCGUGGUGCAGCUCUCCUUCUACUCGUCGCGUGCGCACGCCACGGGGCGCACGAGCUGGCACAUCUGGCGCAGCUUCUCGGCCUUCCGCAAGCUCGACGAGCAGCUGCGCAAGCGCAGCGCCGCGCUCAUGAAGGGCGUCAAGUUCCCGCCGCUCUACCGGCGCAAGGCGCUCUUCCGCGUGGACAAGAGCCCCGAGUUCCUGGGCGCGCGCGCGCGCGAGCUGGACAACUACAUGAACGUGGUGACGCACAAGCCGCAGCUCGUGGCCUUCCACCUGGCGGCCGUGGCCAGCCAGACGCUCAAGAGCUUCGUGGGCUUCAACUCGGGCUUCGGCGCCAACGCCGAGUACGACCAGCAGGACUCCAACCUGCGCCCGUCCUCGUCCAUCCUGGCCUCGCCCGCCGUCGUGCAGGCCACGGCCAGCGUCAUGGGCGACGACGACGACGACUUCCGCUCCGUGUCCAGCAGCUCCACCGUCUCGUCUUUCGCGUCCACGGCCAGCGACUACCGCUGGUCCGGCACGGGCUUCGUGGGCAGCCAGAGCUUCGCGCGGCACACGGUGCCGCAGGUCGGCGCGGCCGGCAGGACGUCCUUCGCCAGCAGCCGCUCGAGCUUCGCCGGUAACUCAUUUGGGGGCUCCAUGGGCCCCGGAUCGUCGCGCGGCAGCUGGUUCCCGGCGUCGUCGACAGUGUCGGACACGAGCGGACGGGCCUCGAUGGCGUCCGUGUCCAGGGGCUCCAUGAUGGCCAUGACGGCGCCGGACAUCAUCACGCCCGAGCUGGAUAUGCAGCGCGCCAAGAUGGAGGACCAGCUCGUGCAGAUGGGCCUGGUGGGCGUCGGUAUGCCCCCUGACGGAUCGUGCUUGCUGCACUGCAUCGUGUACGAGAUGUACCCGCUGCAGUGUCUGAGGGAGUACCCCGCGGGGAUGACGGUGGUGAACGUCGGCGCGGCGGACGGCGUGGCGCCUCGACGAGUGGCAGCGGCGCAGUUUCUCAGGAUCAAGCUCAUGGACUAUGCGCUGGAGCACAUCAAGGAGCUCUCAGGCUUCUUGAUGCAGGACGAGGAGGACGUGCGUGAGCGGUAUGAGACCUUCAGGGACACUCCGGAUGAGCAGGCGACCACGGCCGAACUGUACGCGGUGGCGAGCAUGUUCAACAUCGAGUUGGUGCUGAUCUCCAACGACGAGAGCUUCCAGAUCGACCCCGUGCUGCCGGUGGACGGCCUGCCGUCGGUGCGCGAAGGCCCGCGGCGCACGGUUACGCUGGGUUACUUGAUCCCGGCCGACGGACUCGCUGGCCACUACAUCUGCACGCGCGAACAGCGCGCGCAGGUCGGCAUGCCUCAGAACACGUUUGUCGGAGGCAGCUACCGCGGAUCGAUCACAAUUGGACCUCCGAAGAAUAUGAGCUGUGGCGCCUCGAAUACCCGGCGCUUCGAGCGGAUCCCGGAGCAGCGGGUCGAGUAA